This is a messenger RNA of Rhincodon typus (whale shark), 3629 nucleotides long. RefSeq names its product E3 ubiquitin-protein ligase TRIP12-like. The transcript is spliced from 17 exons. Gene Ontology annotation, cellular component: nuclear speck. Lineage: Eukaryota; Metazoa; Chordata; Chondrichthyes; Orectolobiformes; Rhincodontidae. Bases 93 to 2393 code for a protein of 766 amino acids. The record is from RefSeq and is a predicted model, not a curated record. Gene Ontology annotation, molecular function: ubiquitin protein ligase activity. Gene Ontology annotation, biological process: protein polyubiquitination; proteasome-mediated ubiquitin-dependent protein catabolic process; DNA damage response.
CUUAAAUUCUAACCUUUCAGCCUCCAGGAGAGGAACCUCUUGGUCGACUGGAACCUCUCAGCAAUGGGCCUUUGCUUGCACUUGUGCACAAAAUGAACAACUGUCUGAGCCAGAUGGAGCAAUUUCCAGUGAAAGUGCACGAUUUUCCAAGUGGGAAUGGGACCGGAAGCAGGGGAUCGCAGGCCUUGAAAUUCUUCAAUACGCAUCAGUUAAAAUGCCAGCUACAGAGACACCCAGACAGUACCAAUGUCAAGCAAUGGAAGGGCGGUCCUGUGAAGAUUGAUCCAUUGGCUUUAGUACAGGCUAUUGAGCGCUAUCUUGUCGUCAGAGGGUAUGGAAGAAUACGAGAGGAAGAUGAAGAUAGUGAUGAUGAUGGCUCAGAUGAUGAAAUUGAUGAAUCAUUGGCUGCCCAGUUCUUGAAUUCUGGAAGUGUAAGACAUAGACUACAGUUUUACAUAGGCGAUCACUUACUGCCUUACAAUAUGACUGUUUACCAAGCUGUCAGGCAGUUCAGUGUUCAAGCUGAUGAUGAAAGGGAGUCCACAGAUGAUGAAAGUAACCCAUUAGGAAGAGCAGGAAUAUGGACUAAGACGCAUACAAUAUGGUAUAAGCCUGUGAGAGAAGAGGAGGAGGGAACAAAGGAUACAGUUGGUGGAAAGCGAGGACGAGCUCAGACUGCACCCACAAAAACCUCCCCAAGAAAUGCAAGAAAACAUGACGAGCUGUGGCAUGAUGGUGUGUGCCCUCCAGUGGGAAAUCCUUUGGAAACAUAUCUUCUUUCAGGUCCUCCAGAUGGUAUAACAUUUGAGGACCCAUCGCUUGAUGUGAUUCUGCUUCUGAGAGUGCUUCAUGCUAUCAGUAGAUACUGGUAUUACCUAUAUAAUAAUGCAGUGUGUAAAGAGAUUAUCCCAACAAAUGAAUUGAUUAACAGCAAACUAACUGCAAAGGCUAACCGUCAACUUCAAGAUCCCCUGGUUAUUAUGACGGGAAAUAUACCAAUUUGGUUGACUGAAUUGGGAAGGACCUGCCCAUUUUUUUUCCCAUUCGACACACGGCAAAUGCUGUUCUAUGUGACUGCGUUUGAUCGAGAUCGAGCCAUGCAGAGAUUACUAGAUACUAACCCAGAAAUCAAUCAGUCUGAUUCGCAAGAUAGCAGAGUUGCUCCUCGUUUGGAUCGGAAAAAGCGUACUGUGAACAGGGAAGAGUUGUUAAAACAAGCAGAAUCGGUAAUGCAGGAUUUAGGAAGUUCACGGGCAAUGUUGGAGAUUCAAUAUGAAAAUGAAGUUGGGACGGGCCUAGGUCCAACAUUGGAAUUCUAUGCACUUGUAUCUCAGGAACUGCAGAGAGCUGAUCUGGGUCUGUGGCGGGGAGAUGAAGUCACACUGUCCCAUCCUAAAGGUAGCCAAGAAGGGACCAGAUACAUCCAUAAUCCACGGGGCCUUUUCCCUGUCCCUUUCGGAAGGAAUACAAAGCCGGCACAUGUGGCUAAAGUGAAAAUGAAAUUGCGAUUUUUGGGCAAGUUUUUGGCCAAAGCAAUCAUGGACUUUCGAUUGUUGGAUUUGCCUCUUAGUCUAUCAUUUUACAAAUGGAUGCUGCGGCAAGAAAUUUCCCUCUGCUCUCAUGACCUUUUCAACAUUGAUCCAGUUGUAGCAAAAUCAAUUUGUCAUCUUGAGGAUAUCAUAAAACAAAAGAAGAAAUUAGAGCAGGACAGAUCACAGAGCAAAGAAUGUCUUCAACAGGCUCUGGAAAGCCUCAAUAUGAAUGGCUGCUCUGUGGAAGAUCUUGGACUGGACUUCACACUACCUGGAUAUGCCAGUGUUGAACUGAAAAAAGGAGGGAAGGAUACAGUUGUCACCAUACACAAUUUGGAGGAGUAUCUCCGGCUGGUAGUUUACUGGACCUUGAAUGAAGGUGUUUCUAAGCAGUUUGAAUCUUUUCGAGAUGGCUUCGAGUCAGUUUUUCCACUCCAUCACUUGCAGUAUUUUUACCCUGAGGAGUUGGAUCAGCUACUCUGUGGCUCCAAAUCAGAGGCAUGGGACGUGAAAACUUUAAUGGAAUGUUGCAGGCCAGAUCACGGAUAUAAUCAUGACAGUCGUGCCGUGAAAUUUCUGUUUGAAAUACUCAGUAGUUUUGAUGGUGAGCAACAAAGACUAUUUCUUCAAUUUGUUACUGGAAGUCCACGACUACCUGUCGGAGGGUUUCGGAGUUUAAACCCCCCACUCACCAUUGUCCGCAAGACAUUUGAAUCCACAGAAAAUCCUGAUGAUUUCUUACCCUCUGUAAUGACCUGUGUUAAUUAUCUCAAGUUGCCAGAUUACUCCAGUAUCGACAUAAUGCGUGAAAAACUUUUAAUAGCUGCUAGAGAAGGGCAGCAAUCGUUCCAUCUCUCCUGAUCACAGCAUCUGAAUCUUCAAGCUGCCUGUUACAACAAAUGACAAAAUCAUGAUUUAUUUUCUAAGUGUAUCACUGCAUCAAGGCAAUGUGUACAGCGUACUUAUUGUAGAAAUGGCUUGGGUAUGCUGCAAAUCUUCAACAAAAAGACUUGGAUGGUAUAUUUAUUAAAAUAGCCCUUAUGGACUGAAAAAAUGAAAAAAAGACCCCAAAGUUAAUGCAAGAUUUAAACAAAAAUAAAUUCUUAAAGAAGUUCUUGUUAAUUUAACAAUUAUUUGGGUGCAGUUUUUAAAUUGCUUUUUUUCUGUGUGGUAUUCAAAAUCAAAAGAAAGGGAUGUUUUUUCUUCCAGGAUGACGGAACAAUAAAAUGUCACUGUGCAGUUUGGUAUUGGUGUGUAUAUCCAUCUGGAGCCUACAUUUCUGGUGGUUUUUUUUGUUUUUGUUUCCAAAGAUUAAUAUGUACAAACAUGCAAAAAUGACAGACUUAAACCUUGCAUAAAAUAAUUUAAGCUCUGGUUAGUGUCAUUUGCAUUUUUCUCUUGUCUAUCUUCACCCUCUCUUCCAUUUAGUUUGUCCAUUUAUGUUUAACUCAUCUGCACUUGUGUGAUGUAACAUAGGGUUCUGCUUUUUUGUGAUGUUUCUUAAGCAGAUAAUUCAGCAAAUGGUUAAGCCAAGGGCUUGAAGAUUUUAAGCAUUUCUUAACCUCCAUUGGCCCAACAAUUGUAUCAUAGUCUAAAAUUUAUUUGUUUCCAAUAUACAAAUUCUAGUAUUUGCCAGUAGUUUUAUUGUAAAAUAAUAGGACUGUUGGCAGAAGCCUUUAAUCUCUCUCUAGAUUUGUUUACAGAAUGACUUCAGGCAACAAUUAACAAUACUCAGAAAUCCCCUUUUUUCCUUUUUUUAAAACCUAUAGUUUAAACCAAUAUUGGGCUGGUUAGUCUGUUAUUCAAGGGACAGGUAGCAUUUCCAGUUGGUGUAAAACUUUGAGGAAAGUUCCACUUGCUGUUAUGGUGGGACAGUUGCUUUAUCUUGUUUAAUUUACCUUGUUGUAGUUCACUUGUUUUUUGCACUGCUAGCUUUGAACAAAAGUAAUAGUUGAGCUCUCUUGGUUUGAUAAGGAUAGUGCACCUGUAAACACUGCUCUGUCCAACUGUUCAUGUGCUGAUUUCUGAAAUCUGCAAUAACUACUUCAUCAGGUUAAUGUUUUUACCUGAACAUAAAUAAAUAAAAUGUUUGACUCA